Phascolarctos cinereus (koala) is the source of this 1838-nucleotide messenger RNA. It is a transcript of the gene TCEANC, whose product is annotated as transcription elongation factor A N-terminal and central domain containing. Gene Ontology annotation, cellular component: nucleus. Gene Ontology annotation, biological process: DNA-templated transcription. The record is from RefSeq and is a predicted model, not a curated record. NCBI's taxonomy places the organism in Eukaryota, Metazoa, Chordata, Mammalia, Diprotodontia, Phascolarctidae.
UUUCUAAGCAAGGUAUCCAAGAAAUAUUUAGUUAAGCAUCUCGCAUGUGCCAGGCACCAAAUCAAGAACAGAAAAAGCAGGCCCUGCCCUCACGGAGCUUCCCUUUUACUGGGGAAUCUUGCUCGUCCUCGUUCUGGAAGAGAACAUGGUGAUGCCAUGACUUGCCAGUGAAUUGCAGGGUGGUGAAUAAGACUUCAAGUCACGGAGAGCAGAAUUUAUUAAGUUUAAAUUACAUGUGUAACUGACAUCUCGGGCCAAAUAAAGGGUAGACUCCUUUUCCGAGGUGACGUGACACUGUCUGGAAGUAACAGAAGGGAACUAGCCCCAACCGAAACAGGAAGCAAAAACACCCCCUCACAUAUACGAGGAAAGAGAAAAAGCCGCAGAUCGCACUGCGCAUGCUCCGCUUCCCGAUCACGUAUGCGUUUUGCCUUGGCUCCUCUGAUUGGUUGAGCGUCUCCCCCUUCUCUCCAAUCAUCUUCUUCCUCCCUAUCCCACCCUCUGUGAAGAGAAACCUUGUCCCAGCAGGCUGUAACCCUUACCUGUCGCGUCUUCCUGCGGACAGGUGAGCAGGGCGCAGGGGUCAGCCCGAGGGAGAAAGGCGAACCGCAGGGAAGGCUCCUCUUUGGCGCUAACAAGGCUGUGGGGGAAGUGUGUUCGGUGACGGUUACGGCCACGCCCUUCCCCUACGAAGAGGUGGGGGGAAGGUAUAAAGAUGUCUGACAAGACCAAGAAAAAAGUAGCUACCAGAGCUUCAAUUAUUGAGCAGCUAUUGACAGAAAAGAAUUUCCAGGAUCUUGGAGAUCACCUGACUGAACUAGAAACUAUUCACAUGAGUAUAGAGCAUCUCCAAGAGACAGGUGUUGUAAGAGCUGUAUAUAGAGUUUUGAAACAUUGCCCUAUAGUGAUUUUCAAAAAGAAAGCCAAGUGUUUACUUUCCAAGUGGAAAACACUUUACAAAAAUCACUACUUUCAACCAAUGAACAGUUCUGAUUUUUAUCUCGAGGAUAGUAAAGAAAACACUGAACACGUUAGUCUGGUUCAAGAAGAAAAUUCCCCAUAUCCAAGUAAAGAACAAAUAUUAGAUACAGUAAAUUCUAACUCUAUGUCAUCAUCCCAAGAUAAUGCAAAAGGUGUUGAAACAUUUGUGCCAGAAAACAGUGCUGCUCAAGUGGAGGAGCAUUCAGAAGAACAUUUCAUGAAUCAUGACGCUAAAUCCAUUGACAGCAAAUCACCUUGGCAUCAAGAUCCUAUGAGGGCUAAGUGUAUAGAACUUCUUUAUGGAGCUUUAGUUACUUGUGCCACAGACCAGGAGAAAACUGAUCGUUGGCAAAUAUUGGCGAGAGAAAUUGAGGAGUAUGUUUUUGCACUCUAUUCAAAAAAUCUCAAAAAAUACAAAAAUUGCAUCAGAAGCAAAGUGUCAAAUUUGAAGAAUCGAAAAAAUCCUCAUUUACAACAAAAUCUGUUUUCUGGGACCUUAUCUCCAAAAGAAUUUGCUGAAAUGACAAUCAUGGAAAUGGCAAAUGAUGAAUUAAAGCAGUUGAGGGCCUCAUACACAGAGUCUUGUAUACAGGAACAUUAUCUUCCUCAAGUGGUUGAUGGCACACAAACAAAUAAAAUAAAAUGUAGGCGCUGUGAAAAAUUUAAUUGCAAGGUCACCGUGAUUGCCAGAGGAACACUUUUCCUUCCAAGUUGGGUUCGCAGUGCAAAUCCAGAUGAAGAAAUGAUGACCUAUGUCAUUUGUAACGAAUGUGGAGAACAGUGGUAUCACAGCAAGUGGAUUUGCACGUGAUUGUGAAGAAACGUUAACAUUUUUGAAUAAAGAUAAUUUUUGUUUA